UUCUUCCUUGUGUCCUCUUUUCUCUUCUUUCUUCCUCUGUUUUGAAAAUCUCUUCUUCUUCAGAGAGACACAGAGAGAGAGAGAGAGAGGGGGCGAGAAUGUGUGGGAUUUUCGCGUAUUUGAAUUACAAUAUCGAGAGGGAGAGAAGAUACACUCUCGAAGUUCUCUUCAAUGGCCUGAGGCGCUUGGAAUACAGAGGCUACGAUUCCGCUGGCAUCUCCAUCGAUUCCGACCGAUCUCGGCCGUCGAUCGGGGUUGACGGCCCAUGUGAUGGGAGAUCUCAAUGCGGAUCGUCCGAGCCGCUCGUCUUUCGGCAGGAGGGGAAGAUCGAGUCGCUUGUUAAAUCAGUCUACGAAGCGGCAGACUUGAUGGAUUUGAAUUUAGGUGAGUCAUUUUCUGUUCAUGCUGGAAUUGCACACACUCGUUGGGCGACCCAUGGCGUGCCUUCUCCAAGGAAUAGCCACCCACAAUCCUCUGGCCCAGGGAACGAAUUCUUGGUUGUUCACAAUGGAAUCAUUACCAAUUACGAGGUUCUAAAAGAGACGUUGAUCCGACAUGGUUUCACCUUUGAAUCAGAUACAGAUACAGAAGUGAUUCCAAAGCUUGCAAAAUUUGUUUUUGACAAGGCAAAUGAUGGAGAAGGUGACCAGACUGUCACCUUUAGUGAGGUUGUUAUUGAAGUUAUGAGGCAUAUUGAGGGAGCAUAUGCACUGAUAUUCAAAAGUCCACAUUAUCCAAACGAGCUGAUUGCGUGCAAACGUGGUAGUCCAUUGCUUCUGGGUGUCAAAGAAUUAGCUGAAGAUGUCAACAGUGGAACAGCGUUUCAUGAUGUGAAAUUCCUCACAAUGAAUGGAAAACCCAAAGAACUGUUUUUUUCCAGUGAUGCCAAUGCCCUGAUAGAACACACGAAGAAAGUGUUGGUGAUCGAGGAUGAUGAAGUGGUUCAUCUUAAGGAUGGAGGCGUAUCGAUUCUCAAGUUUGAUUCUGACAAGGCAAAAAUUAAUGGAGGUCUUCCUAGACCUGCAUCGGUGCAACGGGCAUUAUCUGUUCUUGAGAUGGAGGUUGAGCAGAUAAAGAAAGGAAAUUACGAGCACUUCAUGCAGAAAGAAAUUCACGAACAGCCAGAGUCGCUGAAAACAACAAUGAGGGGGAGGCUUACGUGCAGAGGUUCUAGCAAAGCUAAGAGACUUCUUUUGGGUGGGCUGAAGGAUCACCUAAAAACAAUUAGGCGAAGCAGGAGGAUUGUUUUCAUUGGUUGCGGUACAAGCUAUAAUGCAGCUCUAGCCGCAAGACCCUUUAUGGAAGAGCUUUCUGGUGUGCCUGUUACUAUGGAACUUGCAAGUGAUCUGUUGGAUAGGCAGGGUCCUAUAUACAGAGAAGAUACAGCAGUAUUCGUCAGUCAAUCUGGUGAAACAGCAGACACUCUGCUUGCAUUACAAUAUGCCAAGGAAAAUGGCGCACUAUGCGUUGGCAUAACAAAUACUGUGGGUAGUGCAAUUGCCAGGAAUACACACUGUGGUGUUCACAUAAAUGCGGGGGCUGAGAUAGGUGUGGCUAGUACCAAGGCAUACACGAGUCAGAUAGUGGUGAUGGCCAUGAUGGCUUUAGCUAUUGGAGAUGACACGAUAUCCAGUCAAGCAAGAAGGGAGGCUGUCAUAGAUGGGCUGUUUGAUUUGCCAAACAAAAUUAGAGAGGUGCUGAAACUCAAUGAUGAAAUGAAGGAUCUGGCGAAACUAUUGAUGGAUGAGCAGUCACUUCUCAUGUUCGGCAGAGGCUACAACUAUGCAACAGCUCUAGAGGGUGCUUUGAAAGUGAAAGAAGUGGCACUUAUGCACAGCGAAGGAAUACUUGCGGGCGAAAUGAAGCAUGGGCCUUUGGCAUUAGUUGACGAAACUCUCCCUAUCAUCGUCAUUGCUACACAUGAUGCUUGCUUCAGCAAGCAACAGUCCGUAAUCCAGCAGCUUCAUGCUCGGAAAGGUCGCUUAAUAGUGAUGUGCUCAAAGGGAGAGGCACCUCUGGUGUGCCCUAGUGGAUCUUGCCGAGUGAUCGAAGUCCCUCAGGUUGAGGAUUGCCUUCAGCCUGUUGUUAAUAUAAUCCCAUUGCAGUUGCUGGCUUAUCAUCUCACUGUUCUGCGGGGAUACAAUGUCGACCAGCCUCGGAAUCUUGCCAAGAGCGUGACCACUCAAUGAAGACACGGCCGUUGAUCAAACCGGUGUAUUAUUAUUCUAACCACGAAUCCUAUUAUUUGUAGCAUUUCCCUGUUUCUUUGGUAGGGAUUUAUAUAGGGUACUCAGCCUUGAGUUGCAUGAUUCUGUAUAAGCAGGCCCAUUUUAUGUGGUCCAGACUGCUGAUUUAUGCGCCCCAUCGUCUCCAAGGUAUUUAGGCGGGCCGUUGAAACGAACUCCCAGUUUAGAAGGUCCUAGCCACGAUCAAUGGUGGGAGUGAGAUACACUGAGUGGAAAAUAGGCAAAGGAUCAAGGAUUAGCUAGUUACUUGCAUCAAGAUUGUGGGGGCUGCGAUGGGGCCCAUUAGAUAAAAGGUCUAGAUUGCCCCCUGCACGCUUUUUGCUGAGUACCCUCCAGUUGCAAUUCUUUUGUUUGCGUCUAACCAACGGCAUUGUCGAGUUUGUUUUUAUUCUAGAGUGUGUACAAAGGCAUCCUUGUUCUUGUGUGGAACUGACAAUCAAGACCUCUGGUGGUUCCGUGUAUUUUAUUUUAUUUUUUAAGGGGUUUGCUAUUC
Messenger RNA from Magnolia sinica, 2739 nucleotides. RefSeq names its product glutamine--fructose-6-phosphate aminotransferase [isomerizing] 1. Lineage: Eukaryota; Viridiplantae; Streptophyta; Magnoliopsida; Magnoliales; Magnoliaceae. Gene Ontology annotation, biological process: protein N-linked glycosylation; UDP-N-acetylglucosamine metabolic process; fructose 6-phosphate metabolic process. Bases 99 to 2189 code for a protein of 696 amino acids. The record is from RefSeq and is a predicted model, not a curated record. The transcript is spliced from 11 exons. Gene Ontology annotation, molecular function: L-glutamine:D-fructose-6-phosphate transaminase (isomerizing) activity; carbohydrate derivative binding.